Messenger RNA from Eriocheir sinensis (Chinese mitten crab), 586 nucleotides. RefSeq lists its product as uncharacterized. Bases 124 to 381 code for a protein of 85 amino acids. The record is from RefSeq and is a predicted model, not a curated record. The transcript is spliced from 4 exons. NCBI's taxonomy places the organism in Eukaryota, Metazoa, Arthropoda, Malacostraca, Decapoda, Varunidae.
ACAUACAGGUAAGUACAAGUGGCACCACCGCACACACACGUACACACGCACACACAUACACACAAGGUAGCCCACGCCGCUCACCUGAGAUUCAAACCAGCGUGUCAGCGAUGAGUUUCAGCGAUGCCACCCUACAACAACACGCUGCCUGAGUUCAACAAUCGGUACGGCAUCAAGCCAGAGUUCUUCAACUACACUCCCUUCUACGUGGGCAUCACCUUCUGCACCAUCAUUGGCAUUGUCCUGAUUAUGGUCAACUGGAUCUGCAGCUGCUGCCACGAACACUCCAAGUACUGGAACGACCCUGACACAGGGAACCGCUUCGCCUCCCUCAUCUUUGUGCGCAAGGCCAAGCAGCGGCCCCUCGACGCCCUCUACUAGGAGCCUCCCAUCACAACCCAACACCUGCCCUCGCUGCCUGCCCUGGGAACUGAAAGCUCGUCACCAUGGCCGUCAACGCUGCCUGGCCCCCGCUCACCGCCCUGGCCAUGUUCGUCAUCAUCGUGGCGUUCAUCAUCAUCAAGUACGGGGACCGGCUGUUAUGUGCUCGCUCGGUUCCGCUGAACAGGGAGGUGAUAGAGGAUGA